AGAACCCUGCCAUUCCCAAACCACAGCAAACAGGAGGAGAGGAAACCCUGUGUUUUUGUGUGAAGGGAGAGAGAGAGAGAGAGAGAGAGAGGGAGGAAUCACAAAGAAACAUCCUUCCUGGAGACUCCACACCUCCUCAGUGGCUGAUAGGGGCUUUACAUUUCACAGUGUGCUCAAGAGUGUGCUCACCGGGGUGAACGUUUUGUUUCCAGCCCAUCUCCUCACAGCUGAGCAGUCGACCGGCAGACAGACUGAAGCCAUGUCCAGCUCAAUCCUGAGAAGAAAUUCCAGCAAACAAGGAUUACAGAAUCUCCAGAGGAUAACGGCCCAGAGGAGUGUUGAGGAUGCAGAGGAGAUUGAACGCGAGCGGAGACGAAGGGCCAGGCAGAGGUUUGGGGCCCAGAAUGGCUCAGCAGGGUCUGGGGAGACCCAGCACAGCGGUGGAUAUACACUGGAGGACGACGUCUCUGAGAGUGACUUCAAGCCCUCUCACCAGUCAGCCAUGGAGGAGGACGAGGGCUUCAGCGACUGGACCCAGAGGCUGGAGAAGCGUCGACAGAAGCGCAUGGAGGAGCACGCUAGUUCGACGGAGGAGGACAGAACGGUACCGGCGCCACCCAGACAGAACAGCACCACCAGACACACCAGCACGAGCGUUUCCAUCCUGAAGUCCACCACACACAGACCACUGCAGAACGGAGCAGGAGGAGGGCCACAGGAGGAGGAGGGCUGGAGCUGGAGAAGACACAAGGAGCAGGAGGACACGGGUCACAGAGACUGGGAGGGAGAGGAGGACAUCAGGAAAACAGGAGCAAAGGCCAAGGCAGACAAAAAGCCGCUGAUAAUUUCAUACACGUCCAAGCUGGUCCUGCAGCACGAUGUGAGGUACAUGAACGGCAAUGGAGUGACAGACGGAGGGGAUGUGACAUCACACAUGACCACAUCCAAGAUCAUACCAGGGGCUGAGAGUCUUGCAGAGGAUGAUGAGGCAUUUGAGGCUGCCCAGGAGCGGGAGGCCAAACUGCAGAGCAUCCGACUAAGCCACCAGCAGAAGGAGCAGCAGGAAUUAGACGAGCUGAGGCAGAAGGGCAUGGAUGCCCAGCAGGAGCUCGAGGAUCUCAACAUGAGGAGAGAGGAGCGCCGGCGCGCCCGCGAGGAGGAGGAAAGACGGCGGGAAGAAGAAGAGCAGCUGCGCAAAGCCAGAGAGGAGGAGGAGAGGCAGAGGAUGCGAGAGGAGAUCGAGCGGAGGAGGAUGGAGGCCACGGAGAGGAGGAUGAAACGCCUGAGCACCUCCAGCGCCGAGGAGGAGCCCUUCAGUCCCCUCAGUCCGAGGAGCCCAUCUUUUAAGAAGCUUCUCAUUCAGUUCUAUCCAAAUGAGAAUGAAGAGAGGGUGACUGCAGAAAGCACAUGCUCGAUUACAGAGAGAACAGAGUCUUUGAAAUGCUCGCUUAAGAAAAGCAACAGCCUGAAGAGCGCUCAACCUCCUGUACCAAUUGCCAAGAUUGACGACAGACUGGAACAGUACAAUCAGGCCAUUGAGAUUUCCUCAAAGGAAGCCAAAGCAGCCAAGCAAGCUUUGAUGGAGAUCCCCAGCCCCCCUGAGCCCGUGGCCUCAAAGAAGAGCCUGUUUGAAGCAGGAGAUGCCUGGAACCAGAAUGCCUCAAAGACCACUCCAUCCAAAGAUGCAGAGGAGUUGAAGGUGGGUGUGGCUGACCUUAUCACCAAAUGGGCACAGGGCAGCUCAGACGGGAGUGUGAAGACCUCGCCCUCGAAGGCAGCGGAAGUGAAGCCUGGUGAUGUAUUAAACAAGAAGAACCUCUGGGAAAAUCUAGGAGACUCACCUGGAAACUCUGGACCCGGAGCAAAAGGCACUCCUUGUGGCAAGAAGUAUAAAUUUGUCAAGACCCGGCAUGGAAAAUAUGAAAAGAUUGCAGUUGAUGAUGAAUACACAUUUGAGAAAUCAGGUGAAGACUUAUGAAAGACCAGCUGAGAAGCAGAUUCAGAGCAUUCAGAGACAUUGUGACAAUUCUCUCACAUUCACCUAGGAUAUUAGACAUUAGAUCCCCCUUUUUCAACAUGUAAUAUUUUCCAUGGUCAUUCGUUAUCAUUUCAGUAUUUCCUAUGUACCCUAUGAUAAUGCCAAUCUAUUCUAUCCUUUAAAUAUGUUUUGCUUUGUUGUCAAUAUAUUUGUUUUGUAUUUAUGAUUACCGUGUUAUCAUUUUUUUUUGUUAUUGACCCAGUUCCAAUUUCAGUAAUUCCAUAUGUUAUUAAAACACUGAAGAGACUGUUGUUGUUUUAAGUCCCGCAGUUUCUUCAGAAAUAGGUAUAGAAACAGAAUCAGGAGCAAUAAACUGGGAAUAAGCAUGGAUUGUUCUUCAGUACGUACUUGUCUGUCUGAAUGCCUGCAAUGUUUUAUUAAUGUGAAUCGACUGCUAGCUGCGUUUAUUUUCUAUUCAUUUUGCACUGCAUGUGGCUUUCAGGAACAUAGACUGAGGUUCUGUCACAAUGAUAAAGACUUGCUUUGACUGCCUAAGCAUUUUUAAUGUGUCAAACAUUCAAAACCACCUUCAAGAUAUACAAAACAUUGUAGUGAAGUGGUUUUAAAUAACAGAGUGGAGAAAGUAUGCUAGAGCUAAGAAAUAAGUCAUCAUCAUGAAAGCCAAGUGAAAUUAACCUUGUGUAUUUAUAGAGGGUUUUUACUUGGCUAAAUAAAUAUGUAGUCCUAUUAUUAAGUUUACACAGGCUGGCAUUGCUAAACAUAAUUGACCCUACUUGUUGAUCAUUGUAUUACAGACAUUCAUUUCCUUUUCUUUUUUCGUUUUCAUAUAAAGCUAGAAGAUGCUGGAAAAAAGUUGUGGAUUGGGAUCAAUGAUGAAAAUAGCACAUAGAUGAUGUUUAAUACAAUUUGCUUAUUGUUUUUCUUUCCUGUGAAAGUUACAAGUGUGGAUGAACAAUUGCAUAUGUAUAAUAUGUAUACUUUCAGUCAGUCCCCUUUUUCACCCAAGCACUAGGCAUAAAACAUGACAGGGCAAUAAGGACCCUGUCAUUUCUGACCUAAUUUUAACUUGAUCCUUAGAGAGCAGCAUAAGUAACUAGCACUAGUAAAAUUACCUAACAAUAGUAUUAAUCUUACCAGUAUAGAUUUCAAGGUUCACUUGAAACACUUAAAGAACUCCAAAAUACUUGUGUUUGAUCAGUUAGUGGGCUUGGUAAGUACUCAAAGUUGAGGAGCAGCUCAACUUUGUAGGCCUCACCAGAGAGUGCUGGCAUAAUGUCAGGUUGCAGGACUCAUUCUGCAUUUGGCAUUAACUACAACAGCAGAUGUUUCUGACCACAAAUGAUAAAACAUCAACCAUUACAUAUACUGUACUGUAUCAUGAGUGUGUUGAUGAUUUGAAAUGUGAGGUGUUCAGCCAGUGUCUUCCAAAGCCUCCACGGAAGGAUUACAUUUGAAAAUGAGUUUAACACACAACCAGACACAAGACCCAGACGGACACAUGAGUAGAGGUCAUCCAUUUAAGGCACUGGAUAUAUGGGGCACCACUACCAUACAUGCUUGAGAGGGGGCAGUAUAAUAAUAGUGGCCAUAAACAACAAACAACAACUUGCACAAUUCCUUUGCGAAGAAAUUGAUCGUACAAAGUACAGAAUUUGAAAGUAUAAGUUGACUAAUCUCUUUGGUACAUUGAUUUAUGUAUGAGGCCAUCAAAUAAGGGAUGGAAAAAGAUCACGUUCUCAUAUGACUUACCAGGGCUUGAUGAUGGAUGACGACGACCCUUGAUCCGUCUGUUGGAGAGAGAUUACACUGGUUUAAGGGUUUUAAAUGUAGGGUGCUAAGACUCCCAAAGUUCUUACUAUUACUCAUAUCAUUGUAUUGACAAUAAUGAAUUACAUAUUACUGCUGUAGAAAUAAAGUGCUUGAUAGCA
Messenger RNA from Alosa alosa (allis shad), 3927 nucleotides. Its product is annotated as caldesmon, smooth muscle-like. NCBI's taxonomy places the organism in Eukaryota, Metazoa, Chordata, Actinopteri, Clupeiformes, Clupeidae. Gene Ontology annotation, molecular function: calmodulin binding; myosin binding; actin binding. The record is from RefSeq and is a predicted model, not a curated record. Gene Ontology annotation, biological process: muscle contraction. The transcript is spliced from 15 exons. Bases 260 to 1978 code for a protein of 572 amino acids.